UAUUUUUUUAUGGACAUAGCUUGACCUAAAGUCUACCAUACUGAUUAAAAAAUUAAAGGGGAAAUUGAUUAAAAAAAUGAAUGGCAAUUUGAGGUGUUCUUGUUUAAAUUGGCUUUGGCUUUUGACCUUUUUACUUCUUUAGUACCAUCAUUUAUCUCCCUUCAACUCCAAAGUUGAGAAUUCUCAAACUCAGAUCUUACUCUGAACAACAUGGCCAAAACACCCAUCAAAUACUAUGUGGUUGAUGCAUUCACCAACUCCGCCUUCAAGGGAAACCCAGCUGCGGUUUGUUUGUUGGAGGAAGAAAGAGAUGAGAAAUGGAUGCAAUCAGUGGCUGCUGAGUUUAAUAUCUCCGAGACUUGUUACUUGACUCGGAUCACCAAUUCCACCUCUCCAAACACCAGGUUUCGUCUUAGAUGGUUUACCCCCGUUGCCGAGGUAAAUCUAUGUGGUCAUGCAACCUUAGCAUCUGCUCAUACUCUCUUUACAACUGGUUUGGUAAAUUCAAACAUUAUUGAAUUUGAUACAUUAUCUGGAAUCCUAACUGCCACAAAGGUUCCAGAUGUUUGUCCAACCAAUGUCUCUGAGGUUCAGAACGGCGGAGUGAGCGACUGCUCUCUGAUCGAACUGAAUUUUCCUACAGUUCCAGUCACCGACUUCAAUUCUGCUGAGGCUUCACUUAUAUCGAAAGCCUUGAACGAUGCUCCACUUAUUGAUGUUAAGAGAACGACUACCGCAGAUGAUAUCUUUGUUGUGCUCCCAUCUGGAAAAUCUGUUAUUGAAAUGGAGCCACGGUCCGACGACAUACUGAAAUGUCCUGGACGAGGCUUAAUUGUUUCAGGAGCUGCCCCUUCAGAUUCUGAAUUUGAUUUUAUUAGUCGGUUCUUCUGUCCUAAGUAUGGUAUUAAAGAGGAUCCGGUUUGUGGAAGUGCACACUGUGCCUUGGCACCCUAUUGGAGCCAAAAGCUGGGAAAGUUAGAACUUGUUGCGCAUGCGGCAUCACCUAGAGGAGGAAUAGUGAAUAUCCAUUUCGAUGAGCAGAACCAGAGAGUGCUUCUGCGAGGAAAAGCUGUUAUGGUGAUGGAAGGCUCUAUUUUGGUGUAGAUUUGGAGUUCCAAUUUCCCUACCCUGGUCCUGGAUGAAUUGCAAGUUCUAAUGAUAGUUACUGCCUUCAACAUUUCCCUGCAACUUUAAUUAUUAUGGACUUAUGAGGUUUUGGUUUAAUGAGGUACUGUUUAUGUGGAUUUGAUGUUGGUGUUUUUGAGAAAGGGAAGCAGAGGACAUUGAAGCAAAACGUGCAAAAAAAAAAAAACGAAGCUGAUCUCCACUUCUUUUAUAACACCUCAUACCCGAUCUGGAUGCCAAGUCGAAUAUCGAGAUGCCACACCACAAUCUCACCACUUGUUCAUCUAAAACAAUAUGUUAUUUCUCAUGCAUCUUUCUUUUUUUCAAUUAAUAAUAACAUAGCAUUAUCAUGAAUUAUAAA
Messenger RNA from Gossypium arboreum, 1486 nucleotides. RefSeq lists its product as uncharacterized. Bases 211 to 1104 code for a protein of 297 amino acids. Gene Ontology annotation, molecular function: isomerase activity. Gene Ontology annotation, cellular component: cytoplasm. The record is from RefSeq and is a predicted model, not a curated record. The transcript has 6 exons. NCBI's taxonomy places the organism in Eukaryota, Viridiplantae, Streptophyta, Magnoliopsida, Malvales, Malvaceae. Gene Ontology annotation, biological process: biosynthetic process.